Messenger RNA from Plasmodium falciparum 3D7, 2631 nucleotides. It is a transcript of the gene CPSF3, whose product is annotated as CPSF3/YSH1 family MBL fold metallo-hydrolase. NCBI's taxonomy places the organism in Eukaryota, Apicomplexa, Aconoidasida, Haemosporida, Plasmodiidae. Gene Ontology annotation, cellular component: nucleus. The record is from RefSeq and is a predicted model, not a curated record.
AUGAGUAAUAUAAAUAUAGUAUGUCUAGGGGGUGCUAGUGAAGUAGGUAGGUCAUGCGUUAUUAUCGAAUGUGAUAAAACGUCAGUUAUGCUUGAUUGUGGAAUUCAUCCAGCUUUUAUGGGUAUCGGUUGUUUACCUAUUUAUGAUGCUUAUGAUAUAUCUAAAGUGGACUUAUGUUUAAUUACUCAUUUUCACAUGGAUCAUAGCGGUGCAUUACCAUAUUUAAUUAAUAAAACACGAUUUAAAGGUCGUAUAUUUAUGACAGAAGCUACAAAAAGCAUUUGUUAUUUAUUAUGGAAUGAUUAUGCACGUAUUGAGAAAUAUAUGAACGUUGUUAAUAAGAAUAAGCUGAGCAAAAAUAAGAAAGGUGGUGAAGAUGAUAAUGGAUUAAAUAAUGGGAAUAUGUUGUUAUCUAAUGAAUAUUCAAGUGAUGAAAAUAUAGAUGAUAAUGGUGAUGUGUAUGAAAAUAAUGAUAAUGGUGAUGGUAAUAGUAAUGUAUUAUAUGAUGAAAAUGAUAUAGAUAAAACUAUGGAUUUAAUAGAAACAUUAAAUUUCCAUCAGAAUUUUGAAUUCCCAAAUGUGAAAUUUACAGCAUAUCGUGCAGGACAUGUUAUAGGUGCCUGUAUGUUUUUAGUAGAAAUAAAUAAUAUACGUUUUUUAUAUACAGGAGAUUAUAGUAGAGAAAUUGAUCGACAUAUUCCAAUAGCUGAAAUACCAAAUAUUGAUGUACAUGUUUUAAUAUGUGAAGGUACAUAUGGUAUUAAAGUUCAUGAUGAUCGAAAAAAAAGAGAAAUACGAUUUUUAAAUAUUUUAACAAGUAUGAUAAAUAAUAAAGGAAAAGUGUUACUACCUGUCUUUGCUUUAGGUAGAGCUCAAGAAUUAUUACUUAUAUUAGAAGAACACUGGGAUAAAAAUAAACAUUUACAAAAUAUUCCAAUCUUUUAUAUAUCUUCGAUGGCUACUAAAUCAUUAUGUAUUUAUGAAACAUUUAUAAAUUUAUGUGGUGAAUUUGUAAAGAAGGUAGUUAAUGAAGGAAAAAACCCAUUUAAUUUUAAAUAUGUGAAAUAUGCUAAAUCACUUGAAUCAAUAUCUAGUUAUUUAUAUCAAGACAAUAACCCAUGUGUUAUUAUGGCUUCCCCUGGUAUGCUACAAAAUGGAAUAUCAAAAAAUAUUUUUAAUAUUAUUGCCUCAGAUAAAAAAAGUGGUGUUAUAUUAACAGGGUAUACCGUAAAAGGUACCCUAGCAGAUGAAUUAAAAACAGAACCUGAAUUUGUAACAAUAAAUGAUAAAGUUGUUAAGAGAAAAUGUAGAUUUGAACAAAUAUCAUUUAGUGCUCAUUCAGAUUUCAAUCAAACCAAAACUUUCAUAGAAAAAUUAAAAUGUCCUAAUGUUGUUUUAGUACACGGUGAUAAGAAUGAAUUAAAUAGAUUGAAAAAUAAAUUAAUAGAAGAAAAACAAUAUUUAUCUGUUUUUACUCCUGAACUUUUACAGAAAUUGUCUUUCCAUUUUGAACAAAAUGAUUCUCUUAUUUCGUUGGGAAAAUUAUCUGAACAUAUUAAAAAAAUUAAUAAAAAAAUUAAGUUAGAAGGAUUAAAAAUGAAAAAAGAGAAAAUGAUAGCUAAUGAUGAACAUAUAUCUGUAAAGAAUGAAAUGGGUGAUAUAAAUAAUGAUGAAGAAAAUUUACAAAUUUCAGAUAAGAAGAAAAAUAAAGUUGAUGAACAUGAUAAACAUAAUAUAAAUAAUAAUAUUUCAAAUGAAAAACAUAAUGUAAAUAAUCAAAUUGAAGGAAUUAUAAUUACAGAACCACAAAAUGUACCUAUUCUUAUUUAUCCUAAUGAUAUUUAUGAAUAUACAAAUUUAAAAACAGCCAUGAUUGAUCAAACUAUUAAUAUAAGCUUUCCGUAUAGAUUUGAUUUAUUAUAUAAUGUAAUUAUUAAUGUAUACGAAGAAACACAUAUGGAUGAUAAUCUUAUUAUUGUAAAAGAUAUUAAAAUUAUUUAUUGUAAAGACGAUAAAAUGAUCAAAAUUAAUUGGUUAUCAAGUCCGUUAAAUGACUUAAUUGCAGACAGUAUUAAUUUUUUAAUUCUUGAAUUUUUAGAAACAAUGAAUACAAAUCAAAAUUCUAUUCCUAUUGCUGAUGUGCUUACUGAUCAUAAUAUAUAUGAAAUGAUUAUAUCUUAUGUUGAGGAAAAUUUUACUAAUGUCGAGAGAAUCUCAAAAGAAAUCUUAAAAGAAAAAACGUUACAAAUGAUUAAAAAAAAAGAACAACUAAAACUAAAAAAUAAUGAUAAUGAAAAUUCACAGAAUUUUAAAGAUGAUAAUGUAUGUGAAGAUCAAAAUGUUGAAGAUUCUAAUACAAAUAAUAUUUAUUUGGAUGAGCAAAUAAAUCUCUUCUCUUAUGAUCAAAUUCUAUUUGAUUAUAUUUCAAAAAUUAUAGCUGUUGACUUAAAACAACAUGAUGAAAUAAAUGAAAUCUUAAAAUUUAAUGCAAAGGAUAAUAAUAAUAAUGAUGUACAAGUUUUUGUUGACAUGGAUAAUAGAGAGAUUAUAUGUAAAGAUCAAAAUAUAUUAACGAAGGUUCGAGAAAUUCUGCGAAAUAUUGAGGAGUCCCUACUACCCAUGUGUUUUUAA